This is a messenger RNA of Durusdinium trenchii, 1932 nucleotides long. The record is from the annotation of a GenBank genome assembly. Lineage: Eukaryota; Dinophyceae; Suessiales; Symbiodiniaceae.
AUGGCCGCCCUUCAUGGCCACACCCGUUCCUCCGCGCCGUCCCGCUUCCACGACCUGGAGCUGCCAGAGUGGGGCCAGGCUGCAGCUGCGCCAGUACCGUUGGAGAAGGUGAAAGAGAAUCGAAGGAAGAGCAUUGCAAGACACCCGGACAGGGGCAUCACCUUGCUUGAAUUGAAAGAGCUGAUCAUUCAGCAUGGCAUGGAUGAGGAGAGAUGGUACUGCAGCAACUACGGAAAUUGCGACCAGGAGCCGCGCGCUUUAUCUUGGGCCGACAAGUCUGCAGCGUCCAUCGCUGAGUGUCCGAAGUGCAUGCAGAUGGGUGAGGUUCAUGCUUGGACCAUGUACGACGUGGUAAAGGAGGCAGUAAAGGAAAGAUGUGUCACGGAUCAAAUCUCCUACGUAGAAUACCUGCAAAGAGAGGUUCGAAAAGGGAAGUCGGAGAAGGAGUUCAAAGCGAAGACUUUUGUGUCGCACUGGUGGGGCGAAGAGUUCAAGGACUUUGUGGCCGCUUUGGAUCGCUAUGCCACGGACCGAUGCAUCAAGAGGCAACGGCUACGGCUAUGGGCGUUCCUCCACUCCACUGCAUCAUUGCUGUUGAACUUUGCUCUGCUGGUGAAACGCAUGGCUUCACCAUCACUCCGUUGGGGUGAAGCCUUUGAUGACUUGUUGAACGUCGCAUCCAGUCGACAGCCAUGGCCACGUGUAUUGGCGUUGAUUUUCUACAACUCCUUGGUGACCUUCGUGAUUCUGCUACUGGUGCUCUUGGAAGCCCUUUGGAAUCGCCACGACGCCAACAACUGGACCUUUUGGAUUUGUGCCUUUGCCAACAACCAGUACGAGCUGCGCCAUGCUUUGGAUGCUCGGGAGUCGGUGGAAGAAUCUUCUUUCGCGCAAGCUUUGAAGCAUCCAGCGACUGAGAAUGUGGUAUGUAUCAUUGACCCCAAGUGCAUGAUUUACAAGCGGAUUUGGUGUGCUUUUGAGCUCUUCUAUGUGAAAUGCGUGCUGCAGAAAGAGAAACCAGACUUGCCAGUGAUUUUGAUCAAUGAGAAGGGCGUCAUCAGCGAGGGUGGUCUCAGUGCCCAUCAAAUGCCACGCAUCCGGGAUGCAAUUGCUACGGUGAAGACAGAGAAUGCUGAAGCCUCCAAGAAAGUGGACAAAGCGCGUAUUGACUAUUUUAUUUGCAAAGAAGGCCGUUACACUUAUUCCAUGUUGGAUGACACUUUGAAAGAUCUCACCAAUGUGGGCCUGGACAGUGUAAGCUUGAGACGCAGAGCGAUGGUGAUCUUUUUUGGUUUGUGCCCUAUCACUUCAUUUUUUGUCUCAGACUGCAUCUUUUGGCUUGUGAUGGCCCUCCGCCCCCAGAAUAAACACUGGGGAACAUGGUGUCGGAAGCUGGCGCUGGACACGCCAACUUUAUGGUUUAAAACUGGUUUCUACUUCUUGGCAAGCAUCAUCUUCUUGCUUCUGAUUGUCAUUAUGUCAUUAAGCUCCGUUGAAUUCACUGUGGGAUCUCCAAGAGAUGGCAGUUUUGAAGCGCAAGACUUUUGGAGAACCGUAUCAGUUUGGAGACUCAAAGCAAUCAAAGAGAUGAAGAUCCGCGUAACCUUUCCUGCAUUUCAUACCAGGCUCCAACGACGAGUGCUUUUCAAAGCGAUGUAUGGCAUAUCAAUGCUUUCAGGGCCUGCUUUGACCUUGGCCUUUGUGGCCAUGGUGCUUUUGGCCAUUCAAAAGAUACGAGUUCAGGAUGAAGAAUCGGAGAUCACUGACUUUCUGGAGUUUUGCCUUGCAUUUGCUUGGCUGGUGCGCAAAUUAUGGAACUACGUGCAGAUAGUUUAUGGCAUGUUGGGAUUGCUGAUCGGUUUGGUGUAUCUGAAAAUCCGCGACAAGAAGAUUGGACACAUCAGGCGAUUGCUUGAAGAAAUAUUGCUGUGA